Molecule: messenger RNA, 1717 nt
Organism: Clarias gariepinus (North African catfish)
Lineage: Eukaryota; Metazoa; Chordata; Actinopteri; Siluriformes; Clariidae
Product: cytochrome P450 11B, mitochondrial
Exons: 9
Coding region: 35-1669 (544 amino acids)
Biological process (GO): cholesterol metabolic process; C21-steroid hormone biosynthetic process; glucocorticoid biosynthetic process
Cellular component (GO): mitochondrial inner membrane
Molecular function (GO): monooxygenase activity; heme binding; iron ion binding
Source: RefSeq, a predicted model, not a curated record
GAGACACUGAGAGGGACAAAGAGACAGAGGCAGUAUGAUCACCUCAUCUCUUCGCUCGGUGGUGAGGAGCAGAGCACUGAGGGUAUCGGUGCCUGGAGAUGGAGGGAUAAAGGAGAAUAUAGGAGCAGUGGACAGAGGGACAGCCCUGAGAGACAGAAAGAAAGAAGGAUGCAGUGGACAGGUGAGGAAGUUUGAAGACAUUCCACACACAGGCCGUAACGGCUGGAUGAACCUUCUGCACUUCUGGAGGAACGGAACCUUCAGCCACCUUCACAAGCACAUGGAGCAAAACUUCAACACGCUCGGGCCUAUUUACAGGCAGUACUUGGGCUCUCAGUGCAGUGUGAACAUCAUUCUCCCGGUGGAUAUCGCCGAACUCUUCCACUCUGAGGGACUGAAUCCACGCCGUAUGGCGCUGCAGCCCUGGAACACACACCGUGAAACACGCAAACACAGCAAGGGAGUCUUCCUCAAAAAUGGACCGGAGUGGCGCUCUGACCGCUUGCUGUUGAACCGUGAGGUGAUGUUGAGCUCGGCCGUACGCCGGUUCCUGCCCCUGCUGGACGAGGUGGCUCGGGAUUUUUCACAUGUCCUGCAGCAUAAAGUCCACACUAAGGGACAGGUGAAGAAUGGCACACAUACACUGACCUUUGACCCGAGCCCUGAGCUUUUCCGCUUUGCUUUAGAAGCAAGUUGUCAUGUCCUGUACAGCGAGCGCAUCGGUCUCUUUUCCUCCAAGCCGUCUCAGGAGUCAGAGCGCUUUAUUCUGGCAGUGGAGCGAAUGCUAAACACAACGCCUCCCCUGCUCUAUGUGCCCCGCCCACUGCUCCGGUUCUACACACCCCUGUGGACUCACCAUGCGACUGCGUGGGACCACAUCUUCAGUCACGCUGAUGAGCGAAUCCAGCGUGUGUAUAAGCGGCUCCAGGGUCGGGGGGGCAGUGAGGAGGCAGCAGACAGCUCAAGGUUCCCCGGGGUGCUGUGGCAGCUGAUGGAGAGAGGACAGCUUCCGCUGGAGGUCAUCAAGGCUAACAUCACUGAACUAAUGGCAGGAGGAGUUGAUACUACGGCGGUUCCCCUGCAGUUUGCGUUGUUUGAGUUGGCACGUAACCCUGGUGUUCAGGAAAGUGUGCGUGCUCAGGUGCAGGCAUCAUGGUUAAAAGCAGAGGGGAAUCCCCAAAAGGCUCUGCAGGGGGCGCCUCUACUCAAGGGCACAAUAAAGGAGACACUCAGGCUGUAUCCUGUGGGCAUUACAGUACAGAGAUAUCCAGUCAGAGACAUUGUACUACAGAAUUAUCACAUACCAGCCGGGACAAUGGUGCAGGUGUGUCUUUACCCUCUGGGCCGGAGUCAAGAUGUAUUUCAGGACCCUUUAGUCUUUGACCCUCAUCGCUGGGCUUGUGCUGAGAGAGGAGAGAGGCGGGGCAAAAAUGAUGUCACAGCAGAGACAGAUACAGGGGCAGGGUUUCGAUCCCUGGCCUUCGGGUUCGGGGCAAGGCAGUGUGUGGGUCGGAGGAUCGCUGAAAAUGAGAUGCAGCUCUUCCUUCUGCAUAUUCUGAAGAAUUUCCGUUUGAGUGUUUCGUCCAAAGAGGAGCUCAGUACCAAAUACACACUUAUUCUCCAACCAGAGUCUCCACCCACAAUCACCUUCUCCUCCCUCUCACCCUGAUCACCUGUUUAACCAAUCAGAAGGUCUCCUGAUCAGACCAUGUGACUC